Messenger RNA from Daktulosphaira vitifoliae (grape phylloxera), 2008 nucleotides. Its product is annotated as small integral membrane protein 29-like. Lineage: Eukaryota; Metazoa; Arthropoda; Insecta; Hemiptera; Phylloxeridae. The record is from RefSeq and is a predicted model, not a curated record. The transcript has 5 exons. The coding region runs from base 303 to 668 and encodes 121 amino acids.
UUAAUGUGUUUUAUUACUUUAUUAUGUAAAGUUAAAAUAAGUUUAUAUUAAAAAUAAUGUAAUGCAUGAUGGAAUUUGGAAUAUACACUGUUUUACAUAGAUAACAUAUUUUCUAUCUUGCGACUUCUAAUUAUUAAAAAAUAUCUGUCUUUAAAAUACAAACAGUUGUACCAUAAUUAGUUCAAAUGCAGUAUAUUCAUACUUUGUCAAAAAUCCUGUAUUGUUAUUUAUGAAAUGAUAUUUAAAGACUUAUUCAUUAAGGAAAUUUUUUAAUUCACGUAUCUCAAUCAAUUUAAUACAAUAUGAUAAGUGUUACUGUCACCAACUUAACUAGUGAUAUUGGACCUUCAACAUUAACACCAGUGAAGUCUUUAAAUUCAUCUCCAUUUAAUUUGUUGACUGUGAUAAUAAUUGUAGUUUUAUUCUGCUUAGUAUUUCUUAUUGUUAUAAUUGCUAUACAAAGAAAGAGAAGACUUGAUAGACUAAGACACUCAUUAAUUCCAUUUUAUUCAUUUGAUGCUAAUGAAGAAGAAGAUUGGGAUUCAGAUUUAUUAAAUAACGAAAAUAGUAGUCCAAUGAUUCGACAUAGUCAAACAUUUAGGCACCAGGGAAAUUUUCACAGCUGGCAUGAGAGAUUUAAUCCUAUCCAAAGAGCUAUGGAUCAGUAGAAUUAAACGUGAUGUUUUCAGAACCUGAAAAGAGGAGAUCAAAGUUAUUAUAGUUUUUUUUUUGUAUCUAUAAAAAGAAAAAGUAUUAGCAUUAAAAAAAGCCCGUUUUUCAGUUUCUAUCACAAAAUAAAAGUUAAGAACUAUGGUUAGUUAUUACUUAUGAGCUAUUUAAACUUUUUUUUUUUUUUAGUGAUUCAAAUAUAGUUUUUAAUUUAUUUUUAUAUUGCAAACUGUUAAUUACAAAUAUCACAUUUAGUAUAAUUUUAAAUUUCAUACUUCUCCAUUAAAUAAAUGUUUAACAAAAUUAAAUUAUGCUAUUUAUAAUAUGUAUAAUUUUUAAUAUUACCCGGUUAAUUAAAUUUAUAUUAAAAUUGCUAUAUAUGCUAUAUGCUUUUUAAUUUUAAAUUAUAAAUUUAAAAUUAAUUAAUGUGUACAUGAUAAUCAUUAAAAUAAAAUUUUCCCUAAAGUAAAAUUUAUGUAAUACUGUUAUUUUGUAUAAUUGUUUUGUUUGUGAAUGUGAACUAUAUUUACUUUGCUUUUAUAUUGAUCACAUUGAGUAUUGUUGUUACAUUUUAACAAAUAUAUAAGUUUGUAUUUAUAUAUUUAACAAAUUUUUUUUAUUUUUCUGUUUUAACUAGUCAGUUAAUAUUAAAAAGUAAUUAUUUAAUAUGAUCUUGCAAUUUCUUGCAUAGUUUUUUUUUUUUUACAAAAUUGUGAUUUACCAUUUAAGCAACUAAAUUGUUAUUCAUAAAUUGAUAUAUAUAGACUGAAUUAUUUUAAUUGAUAAAAUGUUAUAGUGAAUGGAGUUAAAUCUUUGGCUGUACCACAUUCAUUUAGUUUUUGCUAAGUUUUAUUUAAAUUAAGUUGUUAUUGUUUGCUUCUUGUUUAUAAGUACAUUUAUUUUUUGCAUUCUAAAUUAAAUUAAUUAUAAUAAUGAAAAAAAACCUUUUCUUAUAGAAAUGUAUAAUAUUUAUUUUUAUAAUAUGGUAAAAUAAGUAUGAACGAUAAAUUAAUAUAUUAUUUUAAGAUGUUAUUAAGUAAAAAAAUAUUAUCAUCCAACAAUUGUUUCCUUCAAACUCAGUAUUUUUUUUAUUAUUUUCAUACGAUGGAGAUCACUGCAAUGAUCUAAGCCUAUUGGUUAAAAACUAAUGAAAAUUGAUUAUUAUUUUUUUAUUGUCCUAUUAAAAAUUUUUAUCUGGAAAGUACACAUCAAGUCAUGUUAACCACCUGAUUUCUAUUUUAACCUCCAAUAAGAUAUUUUUCCGAACAUUGUUUUCAUGAAAAAAUGUAAUUAAUAAUUUUAUAAUAAAUUACACGAAAAUAAAAAAUAAAUAAACGUA